Messenger RNA from Mizuhopecten yessoensis (Yesso scallop), 681 nucleotides. RefSeq names its product caffeoyl-CoA O-methyltransferase-like. The transcript has 5 exons. NCBI's taxonomy places the organism in Eukaryota, Metazoa, Mollusca, Bivalvia, Pectinida, Pectinidae. The coding region runs from base 1 to 681 and encodes 226 amino acids. Gene Ontology annotation, molecular function: O-methyltransferase activity; S-adenosylmethionine-dependent methyltransferase activity. The record is from RefSeq and is a predicted model, not a curated record.
AUGUCGUCCUCCGCCAGUGAUCACGUGACAAAUUUGAUUGAACAAAGCAUAAACCAUCCCUGGAAAGACUUAUUCAAGGCGGGAACGAUCCCUCAUCUUGCUCCAAGAAUGGUGUCUGGGAAAUUGGAAGGAAAUUUUCUUAAGACCCUCGUCAGUAUGAACAACGCCAAAAAGGUGUUAGAAGUUGGAUUAUUCACCGGAUGUGGUGCACUGACAAUGGCGGAAGCACUUCCAGCUGACGGCAGUGUAACAACGUGUGAAAUUGUUCCAUAUGUACAGAACCUUGCGCGAGAAUACAUGGACAAGUCUCCUCACGGAAAGAAAGUUACAAUAAAGGGAGGACCGGCUUUGGCGUCACUGGAAGAAAUGGCUGAAGCUGGAGAGAAGUUCGACAUCAUUUUCAUUGAUGCCGAUAAAUGCAACUAUCUCAACUACUACAAAUUAAUCAUGGACAGAGACAUGUUGACAGUCCGAGGGACGAUCAUUGUAGACAACAGCCUGUUCAUGGGCUUAAUUUUCUGUAAGGAUCACCCAUCAGCAGAGAUGAUCCAGAAUGGCCUGGACAUUCACGAGUUCAACGAAUUUGUGGCACAGGACGAACGUGUGUACAAAGUGGUGGUGCCAAUACGAGACGGAGUGACGAUGAUACGGCGACGCUCAGACGUGGAGGGAUCUGUCUAA